UGCUGGCUGGCUGCAGUACAAUUUUUAACCCCACCCACACCAAUAUAAGAGAAUAGAAUAGGAUUUUUCCGCUUUUCUUUCUUUCUUUUUUUAAGCCCAGAGGGCCAAGUGUUCUCUUCAGUCUCUGGAUUUUCUCUACGGUGGUUUGCUACUGUCAAAAUAUUUGAUAUUUUGUGGAAUUCAGUCAAUAUCUGUUCAUUACGAUGAAGCUGUGCUUGGCCUUGUACCUUUUAUCUUCUUACUUCUGCUCAGUAUCCAUGUUGCAGUGUUUAAAAUGCUACAGUGAAUCUGGUCAGUGUAACACCACAAUUUCAGAAGAGUGUGAACCAGAACACAUAUGUGGUUCUUUGACAUAUAGUCUGUUUGAGCCAGGGCUUAAUGUGAAUACUACUGUACAGAAACUUGAGUGUAUUCGAAGGAACAACAAUGAUCUGUUGAACACAACUGCUACAGAAGUCCUUUUUUACUCAGCAAAUGUUGGACUACUGUAUGGCUCAGUGCUCCUGUCCAGCUGUGAGUUUGAUAAUUGCAACAGAAUCGUGGGACAAUUCAACAGCACGCCAAAUGGUCUGAAAUGUCUGACCUGUGACAGUUAUUCAGACGAAGUCUGCAACUCUAUUUUGUCCUGUGUGGGCUAUCAAGAUCACUGUUUGUCAGUCAUACGUACACACUUCAAUAUAAAUAUAUUUCCAUGGAGAAACAAGAACAUCUUUGGAUGUGCCUCUAAAACUGUUUGUGACAGAGUUACCAAGACUUCCAUUUUCGGUGAAGCCCAAUGUUGUAUAGAUAACUUGUGUAAUAGAGUGUGAAGUCUAUAUCAAGCUGGAGCAGCAAUUUAAUGUUGAUCCUAUUUAAACUCAUCAAAAAUAAUUUGAUCCAUUGCUCUCUUUCCUACAAAACACACACCUUUCUCUUGUGAUGUGAGCAUGUCUUAACUGAAGUUUAUAGCAAUGAAAAUGGCUGGUAAUUCAUUCAAACAAUCCUGGAAGAAUCUACAUCUUAGUUAAAGAAAUAAGUGAAAAUGUAUUUCUGUAAACUCUUACAUACGUUCACUUAACACAUGGCAUUUUUGUAAAAUGUGUCUUUUAUCAUUAAAAUAUUUUCACACCAA
Ictalurus furcatus (blue catfish) is the source of this 1111-nucleotide messenger RNA. RefSeq lists its product as uncharacterized. The coding region runs from base 204 to 809 and encodes 201 amino acids. The record is from RefSeq and is a predicted model, not a curated record. The transcript is spliced from 6 exons. Lineage: Eukaryota; Metazoa; Chordata; Actinopteri; Siluriformes; Ictaluridae.